AUGGCCCCGAAGCGCAAGGCUUCAACGGUACACACGCCAGAUCCUAAGCGGAUCCAGAGACAGGCGGUGCUGGAUGGCUCGGACCCGAUCUACGAGGAAACCCAUUCCGAUGCCGAGUACUCGGCCACGGGGUCACCAAGUGUAGCAAGCGAUGAUCUCAACGAGACACCCGCAACACCCUUCUCAACGACCUCCGCCCGCUACCCGUCCGAGCUGAAAACACACCGCUGCCCGUUCGACGGCUGCACCAAGGCAUUCAACCGGCCGGCCCGACUUCAAGAACAUCUGCGAUCGCACAACAACGAGCGACUCUUCCAGUGCACGUUUGAGGACUGUGAUAAGACUUUUCUGCGAGCAUCACAUCUAAACCACCACGUCAAAAGCGCCCACACCGGCGUCCGCGACUAUGUCUGUGAUCGACCAGGUUGCGAUAAAAGCUUUGUGACUGGUUCACGAUUGCGACGCCAUCUGGCUGCGCACGACGGAAGAGAUAAAUACCGGUGCACCGAAUAUGCACCCUGUAACGAGACGUUCCGGAAGCAUUCCACGCUCCAGAAACACGUCACGACAGUGCAUCUGAAACAGAAACCAUUCCCCUGUCCGCACGUGGACACGAGCACAGGGCAACAGUGCCCCAUGGCAUUCGAUACGGCAGGACAUUUGCGCGCGCACCAGAGCAGACUCCACACCGACAAGCGAUUCAGCUGUGCCGAGUGCUCCGACCAGCGCGCUGAUGAUAGCGCGGUGACAUUCCCGAGCUACGCUCUGCUCCAAGAACACAUCCGUACAGUUCACCCACCUCAGUGUCCCAAUUGCCCGGUCAUCUGCGCGACAUCUCGCGAACUGCGUCGUCACCUCGAGGUUGCGCACGGUGACGUCAGUCUCGAAGAGAGGCAAGUCUUCGAGUGCACCGUGCCCGGGUGUGGGCGCAGCUUCACCAAGAAGGGGAAUCUGACCGUACACAUCCGGACUGUGCACGAAGGGGAGAAACGGUUUGCCUGCGGAGAGACAGAUCUCUCCACCUCAAAGAAAGUGGAAGGGUGGGAUGGGAUCGGCUGCGGAAAACGGUACGGCAGCAAACUCGCUCUCGAGGAACAUGUCCGCACCGCGCAUUUGGGGUACCAGAAUGCCAAAGCCGAGCGGCGCCAACGACUCGGUCUGGCGAAUGGCUCGAACACUACUCCCGGAGGCAGUCACCAAAUGUCCACGCUCGCAGCCCUGACGGGGCAGGGCUACGCCGAAGAAACGGGGCGACAUAUUGCCUGUUUCUAUGAUGAGUGCGAAUACCGCUUCCAUCGCGAUUAUGACCUGUGGGUGCACAUGAGCUCGAAACAUGGCUGCUCCGAGGACGACGUCCAGGGUCUAUUCAUGCAGCGGGCUCUGCUGGCGGAUGAGAGCGGGCUGGGUGGGAAUACACUGGGGAUGUAUGGCCUGAGCCUUGAUCAUUCCGGGGAUGACAUGCCAUUCAAUAUGCAGAAUGAACCUGGUGUUCAGGAUGGAUCCGAUUCGAUGAUGCAGGAUGCUUUUCUGGGCGAUGCGGAUGGAGAUUUUGAUUUUAUGAUACCCAGCCAUGUCGAUGAGACGGCGCUGAUUGACCCUGUUCUAGCUUAUAAUUUUAUGUAG
Messenger RNA from Penicillium lagena, 1623 nucleotides. Its product is annotated as C2H2-type zinc finger protein. Gene Ontology annotation, cellular component: nucleus. Lineage: Eukaryota; Fungi; Ascomycota; Eurotiomycetes; Eurotiales; Aspergillaceae. The coding region runs from base 1 to 1623 and encodes 540 amino acids. The transcript has 2 exons. The record is from RefSeq and is a predicted model, not a curated record. Gene Ontology annotation, biological process: regulation of transcription by RNA polymerase II.